AUGCGGCGAGAGUGUAUCGAUCUGAUUGCGACAGCUCUGCAACAUCGACCCACCAAUCCAAAUACUCAGAUUGGUGCAUGUGCUAUCGAGACACUUGCUGAGCUCCGAACACGUUCACACGACCCACCGGAAGAUAUGACAAAUGAUGUGAAUCUCGAGGAUGUCCAGAGACUGUGCAGAUAUGCCAGGAGUGAAGCCUUGCGGUUCGCCUGUGAUCUUGGCUAUGAGUCCGCUGUCAGUGCAGAGUGCGACGCUGCGAUAGCCAAUGCGCGCGACACGCUCGUGGGCGCGUUGUUGCGGGAGUUUGGGUACAACGAUCUCAACGCAAGUAGUAGGCGGAAGUGCAUGGACGAGUGCGUAGCUGGUCUGAGUGCAGAGAUGGCCUUGCAGGAGAGAACCGCGCACAAGCUGUCGGAGCCCCAAGAAGCCAAUGAUUAUGAUGAUAAGCGUGCCCAACGGAAGUGGCAGCAUAUCCAGUUGACUGAGGGGUUGACGGCCCCUGACUUGUCGGUGGUGGAGAGACAGCCUCAGAUAAGCCUAGAUAUAGCAAAGCAACGCAAGAAGUGGAAAGGCCACAUCCUCAUAGCCGAUACAGACACCGAAGAAGCCGAGGUGCGACAAAGGUGCGCAGAGUGGGAACGCGACACCAGGGCCCGCGAGAGGGCUGCUGGCCGAGAGGUGGCGGCGUGGCUGCAGUUUGCCAAGCGCCACUACCCCGAGCUACUUAAGCAUCCCAGUGUGCUGCAGUGCUUUACAGUGGACGAGCUGGAGUGUGCGAGGCUAGGGCUUCUGCGCAUGGGGGAGACGGAGACCAACUACCCGGCGGGUGAACUACUGUCGGGACGGCCUGGGCGGAAUGUGUGGCGGCGCACGGAUGCGAGUGGGAAGGAUGUGGUGGUCAAGUCCUACAACCUCGCGUCGGUGCAGCAUCGCUCGCACUUCUGCGGACGUGUGCUAAGCUGGGUGCGUUGCGCGGUGUGCUCAACAUAG
Messenger RNA from Sphaeroforma arctica JP610, 990 nucleotides. RefSeq lists its product as hypothetical. Bases 1 to 990 code for a protein of 329 amino acids. The record is from RefSeq and is a predicted model, not a curated record. The transcript has 2 exons. Lineage: Eukaryota; Ichthyosporea; Ichthyophonida.